Molecule: messenger RNA, 885 nt
Organism: Diospyros lotus (date-plum)
Lineage: Eukaryota; Viridiplantae; Streptophyta; Magnoliopsida; Ericales; Ebenaceae
Product: histone H1
Exons: 2
Coding region: 79-684 (201 amino acids)
Biological process (GO): negative regulation of DNA recombination; nucleosome assembly; chromosome condensation
Cellular component (GO): nucleus; nucleosome
Molecular function (GO): double-stranded DNA binding; structural constituent of chromatin; nucleosomal DNA binding
Source: RefSeq, a predicted model, not a curated record
AAAUAUAUCUGGGAGGUGCAUUCAAUUCGAUCGAAGUCGAGUCAUCAGAGGAGUUCAGGCGUUGCGUGGUUGUGAUUUAUGAUGGCAGCCACCGGAGAAGUUGAAAUCCCCACCGUCGAGAAGCCAGUGGAGGAGGUUCCGGCGACGGAGGAGUCGCAGCAGGUGGAGAAACCUAUUGAGGAGAAGAAGCCAAGAGUUAGGAAGGAGAAGAAGGCCAGAGCGCCAAAAACGGCUUCUCAUCCUCCAUAUUUUCAGAUGAUCAAGGAGGCUCUGUUGUCGCUGAACGAGAAGAGCGGUUCGAGCCCGUACGCGAUCGCCAAGUACAUGGACGAUAAGCACAAGGCUGUGCUCCCUGCGAAUUUCAGGAAAAUGUUAGGUCUUCAGUUGAAGAACUCCGCCGCGAAGGGGAAGCUUAUCAAGAUCAAGGCCUCGUACAAGCUAUCUGAAGCAGUUAAGGGCACAGGAAAGGCCAAGGCGGCAGCCGAGAAUAAGCCUAAGCCUAAGGCUAAGUCCACCGCCCCGAAAGCCGGUCCUCCGAAGACAAGAGGAACUAAGAGGAGGUCGAUGACGGAGAAGAAGAAGGCUGCGCCGAAGAAGGCGAGGAAACGGACGCCAGCAAAACCGAAACAGCCCAAGUCCAUCAAGUCCCCUGUUGCCAAGAAAGCCAAGAAGGCUGCAGCCUAAUAAGUGAAUAUGUAUAAAUAGAGAGCGAGAUAGAUGAAUAAAUCUAGUAUCUGUGAAUAUAUAAGAGUUUUCUCAGAGUCCUCAUCCUUCUCUAUCCAGUCGUCGGAGAAGGCAAGUGUUUUGCAGAAAUUUGGACAUAUGGGUUGCUUUGUAAUCUGCAAGUUCUGUUAGGUGGUAAUAAAAUAAACUUUUUGUGGUUUA